GGCAGAAAUUGUGACAAGGCUUUCGGUGCCGUACAUCACUGCCGAAUGCUAAAGAAAUUGGAAGCUGCGGGUGUUGAACAAAAAUCUCUGUUAUGGUUUCGCAGUUAUCUCAACUUAAGUGAUGUGAUCAACGCAGUAUCUCAUUGUCGUUUACUACUCUACGCUGAUGACUCGUGUCUCUACUCGUCUGGUCCUUCAUUUCAAUCAGCUACUACUGCACAACUUCAAUCAGACAUUGACAACUUGUCCGUUUGGUUCAAUAAGAACUUACUACAGCUUAAUGGUUUGAAAACAGAACUAGUGCUCUUCAAAAAGUUUCGUAACAAGCAAUCAAAAUCAGAAUUCAUUGUCAAAGUUAACAGUCAUCCACUUUCGCCGUCACUCAUGCAAGGUACCUUGGAGUCCAAUUUGAUGAAAACAUAAACUGGAAGUAUCACCUGGACUAUACCGUAAAGAAGGUAUCUAGAAAAGUAGGAGUUCUCCGGAGAUAUGGUCGCUAUCUCACGGAUGGGAUGCAAGGGCUGCCUACUU
Messenger RNA from Corticium candelabrum, 531 nucleotides. RefSeq lists its product as uncharacterized. The coding region runs from base 46 to 423 and encodes 125 amino acids. The record is from RefSeq and is a predicted model, not a curated record. Lineage: Eukaryota; Metazoa; Porifera; Homoscleromorpha; Homosclerophorida; Plakinidae. The transcript has 2 exons.